Cantharellus anzutake is the source of this 290-nucleotide messenger RNA. RefSeq lists its product as uncharacterized. The record is from RefSeq and is a predicted model, not a curated record. NCBI's taxonomy places the organism in Eukaryota, Fungi, Basidiomycota, Agaricomycetes, Cantharellales, Hydnaceae. Bases 13 to 180 code for a protein of 55 amino acids. The transcript has a single exon.
AGAUGAAAUACAAUGAAGAAAAAGAGUAACAGACGAUGUGAAAAAGUUCGAAAAGAAGAGAUGGCAAAGGAGGAGUAUUGGGGAGGAGGAGGGAGACAAGAAAAGAAGCUAGGGGCUGGAGCAGAUGGGAAUGUAGUUGAGAAUUGCGGUGUUGGCGGCAGCAAAUCCGGGAUAGAGUAAUAUGCAGGUGGCAGCAGCGGCAGCGGGUCAAAAGCGUGAGCCCGGAAAAGCAAGCAGCAAAUUGGAUCUCACUCACCAGGGGAGCACAAGAUACCAGGCAAUAGGGAGAG